Molecule: messenger RNA, 27612 nt
Organism: Symphalangus syndactylus (siamang)
Lineage: Eukaryota; Metazoa; Chordata; Mammalia; Primates; Hylobatidae
Gene: DSEL
Product: dermatan sulfate epimerase like
Molecular function (GO): sulfotransferase activity; chondroitin-glucuronate 5-epimerase activity
Source: RefSeq, a predicted model, not a curated record
AAAAAGAACAGAAGAGAGACCUCACUGUUGCUGAAAGGGGAAUUUUCUUUCCCCGUUGGCGGUUACUUCAUGAUUGGACGAGAAGUAUCUAGGUGACUGAAGAGAUUCCAUUUUUAUGGUUAUACACAUGAAGCUGAUAAAAGAAGAUGUGAACGUGAUUUCUCUUUGUCAUAAUAGGCUGAUGAGUAAGUAAGCCUGAAAAAUACUUGAAAUGAAGGCAGAAUUCUGAAUUUUUAAAAACCAACUAAGACUUUGAUCACUUGUUGAGGAUGUUUCUCUCUCAUAAAUGGAAGAAAAACGUAUUCACAAGACAAGAAGUAUAAAAAGUUGAGAGGAAUGACAACUGAGUCCACUCACUCGAAGAAUGUCAGUACUUUAUCAUCUUCUUUGGGCAAACAUACACAAAGGCAUCAUUCAUGUGUGGUGAGCGUAUCACCAGUGAUAGUUUUCUGUGCUAGAAAUGACUCUUAAUUUGAAUUUUGGAGUGCUUUUUCUCUUUUUUUACAAUGUGUGUUCCAACUCUUUGUGUUAAAUAGAUUUAAGUAAAGGAGGUAAAUGCUAAAUUCAUAGUGUUUUUUAACUGAAUCACUUCCCUGUGUAUUAUGGAAAAAUUAGAGAUUUUAACGUUCUUCGAAGUUUUACUGGAAGCAAAACUGCCAGGGACAGAGAUACACAAUUUAAGUUUUCUCUUUUUGGCAACUGCACUUGCUUAGAAUGUACUGAAUGUCAGCUGGAUUUCACAGCAUAUCAGAUUUACAGUCUUUGUCUUAUCAAGGCCUUUACUGUAUGUUUUAUACUAACCAGAUGGGAAACACAUUGAGCAUCAUAUCUGACAUGUAUGCCUAAGGGAGGAGCUCCCCCAUGGAUCAUGGCGUUAAUGUUUACAGGACAUUUACUAUUCUUAGCAUUAUUGAUGUUUGCUUUCUCUACUUUUGAGGAAUCUGUGAGCAAUUACUCUGAAUGGGCAGUUUUCACAGAUGAUAUAGAUCAGUUUAAAACACAGAAAGUGCAAGAUUUCAGACCCAACCAAAAGCUGAAGAAAAGUAUGCUUCAUCCAAGUUUAUAUUUUGAUGCUGGAGAAAUCCAAGCAAUGAGACAAAAGUCUCGCACAAGCCAUUUGCAUCUUUUUAGAGCUAUCAGAAGUGCAGUGACAGUUAUGCUGUCCAACCCAACAUACUACCUACCUCCACCAAAGCAUGCUGAUUUUGCUGCCAAGUGGAAUGAAAUUUAUGGUAACAAUCUGCCUCCUUUAGCAUUGUACUGUUUGUUAUGCCCAGAAGACAAAGUUGCCUUUGAAUUUGUCUUGGAAUAUAUGGACAGGAUGGUUGGCUACAAAGACUGGCUAGUUGAGAAUGCACCAGGAGAUGAGGUUCCAAUUGGCCAUUCCUUAACAGGUUUUGCCACUGCCUUUGACUUUUUAUGUAACUUAUUAGAUAAUCAUCGAAGACAAAAAUACCUGGAAAAAAUAUGGGUUAUUACUGAGGAAAUGUAUGAGUAUUCCAAGGUCCGCUCAUGGGGCAAACAGCUUCUCCAUAACCACCAAGCCACUAAUAUGAUAGCAUUACUCACAGGGGCCUUGGUGACUGGAGUAGAUAAAGGAUCUAAAGCAAAUAUAUGGAAACAGGCUGUAGUGGAUGUCAUGGAAAAGACAAUGUUUCUAUUGAAUCAUAUUGUUGAUGGUUCUUUGGAUGAAGGUGUGGCCUAUGGAAGCUACACAGCUAAAUCCAUCACACAGUAUGUUUUUCUGGCCCAGCGCCAUUUUAAUAUCAACAACUUGGAUAAUAACUGGUUAAAGAUGCACUUUUGGUUCUAUUAUGCCACCCUUUUACCUGGCUUCCAAAGAACUGUGGGUAUAGCAGAUUCCAAUUAUAAUUGGUUUUAUGGUCCAGAGAGCCAGCUAGUUUUCUUAGAUAAGUUCAUCUUAAAGAAUGGGGCUGGAAAUUGGUUAGCUCAGCAAAUUAGAAAGCACCGACCUAAAGAUGGACCGAUGGUUCCUUCAACUGCCCAAAGGUGGAGUACUCUUCACACUGAAUACAUCUGGUAUGAUCCCCAGCUCACACCACAGCCUCCUGCUGAUUAUGGUACUGCAAAAAUACACACAUUCCCUAACUGGGGUGUGGUUACUUAUGGGGCUGGGUUGCCAAACACACAGACCAAUACCUUUGUGUCUUUUAAAUCUGGGAAGCUGGGGGGACGAGCUGUGUAUGACAUAGUUCAUUUUCAGCCAUAUUCCUGGAUUGAUGGGUGGAGAAGUUUUAACCCAGGACAUGAGCAUCCAGAUCAGAACUCAUUUACUUUUGCCCCCAAUGGACAAGUAUUUGUUUCUGAAGCUCUCUAUGGACCCAAGUUGAGCCACCUUAACAAUGUAUUGGUGUUUGCUCCAUCACCCUCAAGCCAGUGUAAUAAGCCCUGGGAAGGUCAACUGGGAGAAUGUGCACAGUGGCUUAAGUGGACUGGCGAGGAGGUUGGUGAUGCAGCUGGGGAAAUCAUCACUGCCUCUCAACAUGGGGAAAUGAUAUUUGUGAGUGGGGAAGCCGUGUCUGCUUAUUCUUCAGCUAUGAGACUGAAAAGUGUAUAUCGUGCUUUGCUUCUCUUAAAUUCCCAAACUCUGCUAGUUGUUGAUCAUAUUGAGAGGCAAGAAGAUUCCCCAAUAAAUUCUGUCAGUGCCUUCUUUCAUAAUUUGGAUAUUGAUUUUAAAUAUAUCCCAUAUAAGUUUAUGAAUAGGUAUAAUGGUGCCAUGAUGGAUGUGUGGGAUGCACACUACAAAAUGUUUUGGUUUGAUCAUCAUGGCAGUAGUCCCAUGGCCAGUAUACAGGAAGCAGAGCAAGCUGCUGAAUUUAAAAAACGAUGGACUCAAUUUGUUAAUGUUACUUUUCAGAUGGAAUCCACAAUCACAAGAAUUGCAUAUGUCUUUUAUGGGCCAUAUAUCAAUGUCUCCAGCUGCCGAUUUAUUGAUAGUUCCAAUUCUGGACUUCAGAUUUCUCUCAAUGUCAAUAAUACUGAACAUGUUGUUUCUAUUGUAACUGAUUACCAUAACCUGAAGACAAGAUUCAAUUAUCUGGGAUUCGGUGGCUUUGCCAGUGUGGCUGAUCAAGGCCAAAUAACCCGAUUUGGUUUGGGCACUCAAGCAAUAGUAAAGCCUGUAAGACAUGAUAGGAUUAUUUUCCCCUUUGGAUUUAAAUUUAAUAUAGCAGUUGGAUUAAUUUUGUGCAUUAGCUUGGUGAUUUUAACUUUCCAAUGGCGUUUUUACCUUUCUUUUAGAAAACUAAUGCGAUGGAUAUUAAUACUUGUUAUUGCCUUGUGGUUUAUUGAGCUUUUGGAUGUGUGGAGCACUUGUAGUCAGCCCAUUUGUGCAAAAUGGACAAGGACAGAGGCUGAGGGAAGCAAGAAGUCUUUGUCUUCUGAAGGGCACCACGUGGAUCUUCCUGAUGUUGUCAUUACCUCACUUCCUGGUUCAGGAGCUGAAAUUCUCAAACAACUUUUUUUCAACAGUAGUGAUUUUCUCUACAUCAGGGUUCCUACGGCCUACAUUGAUAUUCCUGAAACUGAGUUGGAAAUCGACUCAUUUGUAGAUGCUUGUGAAUGGAAGGUGUCAGAUAUCCGCAGUGGGCAUUUUCGUUUACUCCGAGGCUGGUUGCAGUCUUUAGUCCAGGACACAAAAUUACAUUUGCAAAACAUCCAUCUGCAUGAACCCAAUAGGGGUAAACUGGCCCAAUAUUUUGCAAUGAAUAAGGACAAAAAAAGAAAAUUUAAAAGGAGAGAGUCUUUGCCAGAACAAAGAAGUCAAAUGAAAGGCGCCUUUGAUAGAGAUGCUGAAUAUAUUAGGGCUUUGAGGAGACACCUGGUUUACUACCCAAGUGCACGUCCUGUGCUCAGUUUAAGCAGUGGAAGCUGGACAUUAAAGCUUCAUUUUUUUCAGGAAGUUUUAGGAGCUUCGAUGAGGGCAUUGUAUAUAGUAAGAGACCCUCGGGCAUGGAUUUAUUCAAUGUUGUACAAUAGUAAACCAAGUCUUUAUUCUUUGAAGAAUGUACCAGAGCAUUUAGCAAAAUUGUUUAAAAUAGAGAGAGGUAAAGGCAAAUGUAACUUAAAUUCGGGUUAUGCUUUUGAGUAUGAACCAUUGAGGAAAGAAUUAUCAAAAUCCAAAUCAAAUGCAGUGUCCCUGUUGUCUCACUUGUGGCUAGCAAAUACAGCAGCAGCCUUGAGAAUAAAUACAGAUUUGCUGCCUACUAGCUACCAGCUGGUCAAGUUUGAAGAUAUUGUGCAUUUCCCUCAGAAAACUACUGAAAGGAUUUUUGCCUUUCUUGGAAUUCCUUUGUCUCCUGCUAGUUUAAACCAAAUAUUAUUUGCCACCUCUACAAACCUUUUCUACCUUCCCUAUGAAGGGGAAAUAUCACCAACUAAUACUAAUGUUUGGAAACAGAACUUGCCUAGAGAUGAAAUUAAACUAAUUGAAAACAUCUGCUGGACUCUGAUGGAUCGCCUAGGAUAUCCAAAGUUUAUGGACUAAAUGCUGCAGAACCUCCAGAUCCAAAGUGCCAGGCACAGCUCUCAAUCCUGGGAAUGCAAUGGUGAAUCAAGUAUACAUGGACCUUACCUCCAUGAAGCUGACAGUUUAGAGGGAACUAAAAAGAAACAUUCUUUUUCCACUUUUCACAAAUUUCCCAGCAUAAAGGAGCCUACACCAAGUAGAAGCAAAUGCUGUGAAUUCUGUGACUAUAACAGUUGAUCAAAUAUAUUCAAAUAGAGUUUGUUUUAGGGAAAAGACAACAAUAUGUUGUUCUUUUCCCUGUCUUCUAAAUAAUGACAGAAGAAAGGAAACAAAGGAGGGAGGAAAGGAGUGAAAUGGGAAGAAAGGAGAAACCCUAAAUCUGAACACAGAAAAUAAAGUACUCGAGGAGAAUCAUUUCAAUAACAAUGGUGUGUUAAUUGUAUCAACUAUUUAAAAGACUGAAAUAUUAGGGAAGAUGAUACUUGGUAGAACAGAAAGAUAAAUUAUAAUCUAAGCCGAUACUGUUUCACAGUACAUGGCAAUUGCUCUUUCUAUUACACUAUUUCUUUAAGCGAUUUCUGUAUUGCUGACUCUUGAAUGUAAUUUUUCUUUCAACUGUAUUAACACUGGUGUUGAAUUUCACCUAGUGUCUGAGGUUUUCAAAUGUCCUAGAUAAGCCAGUGUCCUCUCAUAUAUUGUGUUUUGCUCUAUGUCUGACCUCAGGAUACAUACAUUAUUCUUUAUGGUUUAAAGAAGGAAAUAUUCAUGGUCAUGCAACAUCUUUAAUGCUCCUUGUUUCUCUUUUUGGAAGUCAAUUUGGCUCCUAUUACUGUCACUUUUCUCAUUUGCUAAAUGGGAAACAUAAACUUUUCAAUCCUUGCAUUAAAAUCUGACACCCCUCAAUGAACAAUAAGUUUAUUUUUACCUUGUUCAUUGCAUGAUGCAAAUAAUGCUCCAAACCCCUGUACUAUACUGAAAUAUUAAUGCCAAGUUUUAUUGAUUUUUGUUUGUUGUUUGUUUUUUGUUUGUUUGUUUUAAUGAUAUGUUCAUUCCUUCACUCUGUUCCAAAAGAUUACUUUUUCUCUGGAUUUGUUUACAUUGCUUGCAACUUUAAAAUAUGGUUAUUUUAACUUUGUGGACCAUUUUAAUUUGAUGCUUUAAUGCAAUAUUUCACUUAACAUUGAAGGGAGAUUUAUAUGUAUAAAAACACAAUACAACCAAGAAAUGAUGAAAUUGCUUUGAGGGGACACACAUUAAAAUAUAAGUUCAUACAAAGGAUAUAGCUAAUAAAAGUUAACUCCACAUAAACAAAACAGAAGGUUUUUACUGUUAUUUUUAAACAUUAAUCUGAGCACCCUGGCUAAUUCAAUGCUAACUGGAGCACAACAUGCUUACAGUUGGCUUAUGUACACCAACUAACUUCUGAUUAUCUCUCUAGAUUUACCGAAGUAAACUGAAAUGUACACAUAUCCAGUUGUUAUUUUGACUUUUUCCUAACAGUAAUUAUAAAACUAAAAUAUCCUAUUGUUGAACACAUGAAUAAAAAGAUACAUGCUUGUAUACACACACACAAACUUAAAAUUUCGUUACCUUAAGAGGCAUAAGGUUUUCUCUGUACAAGCAGCAGGUUGUACUGGUGGGUUUUUCACAAGCUUUGUUUUUACCUUUCCCCCAUUUCCAUCCUUAAUUUGAAGGGGGACAUUACCAUUGAAAAUGUAGUAGACACAACAAGUUUAUAUUUAAUAAUGAUCUUUGGAAUUAGAAAUAAGAACAAAUCCCCUAGUCAGUGUCUACUAGUUCUGAGGUCUUAUGCAAGUUUCUUAAUGUUAAAUCUUCAUUUUUCUAUCAGUAAACUCCCUCAAAGUUGGCGCAAGGAUUUUCAAAAAGUAUGUAAAUUAAUUAUAGUAAUUAUUUCCUCUUUGUGACCAUCUCCAAUAUUCUUGUCUUACUUAUGAAAGACAGAGAGGCAGCAGAGGUAUAUUUACUCUUAUUCUCUUACAGUAUAUGCCCAAAGAGAAAAACCAAUAUAAAAUGUGAUGCAUCUGUUUUUAAGUGAGAAAAUAUUAAAAAUAUUUUCAAAUAAUUUGGGCAUAUAUAGUUAAGAUAUGUAGAUAUCUAUACUAAUCAGGCACAUAUUUUAAUACUGUAUUAAUUGAGUUACACAAACUUGUAAAAUAAAAAUUACACAAUAUUAUUUAGAAAUGAUUAAUAUGAUUUAGAAAUACUGCUUUUUUAAGCUUCAUAUUUCAGUAAACAGAUUUUAUUCAGCCUUUCACUUCACCUUCAAUAUCUUCAUUUCCAGAGCCGCAUUUUGUCUUUUUCCAAAGUAUAUUUGUUUCUGAGAUUUAUUGAGAUAUAAACAUUUCUGAAUUCAAGUUUGAUGCUGUCAUUCAGUUUUAUUCCAUGUCACAAGAGCUUUUUUUUUUUUUUUUUUUUUUGGAGACAGAGUCCUGUUCUGUCACCCAGGCUAGAGUGCAGUGGCGCAAUAUCAGCUCACUGCAACCUCCACCUCCCGGGUUCAAGCGAUUCUUGCGCCUCAGCCUCUGGAGUAGCUGGGAUUAUAGGCGCCCACCACCACAUUGAGCUGAUUUUUUUGUAUUUUUAGUAGAGAUGGGGUUUUGCCAUGUUGGCCAGGCUGGUCUUGAACUCCUGACUUCAGGUAAUCCGCCCCGUCAUCCUCCCAAAGUGCUGGGAUUAUAGGCAUGAGCCACCCUGCCUGGCCACAGGUGCCAUUUGCAUAACAUUAAGCAUAACUGCGUUCAUACCUUCAUUUGAUAGGCAUAUAUUUGUGAUUGUCUACAUUAUUGUAUUUUUUCCAUUUCAAUUUUUUCCACUUAAGUAUAUGUAAACUCAGCUUGUUUUAGAACAUUACAUUUACUCCACUGACUGUGAUAGAAUAAAUGGAAACCAGUUGGAGGAAGUGUAUUCAAAUUACAUAUAAAUGUAUAUGUAUAUAUUGCCUUAACACCCUACGUAACAGAGGAUUAUAUCAAUAUAAAACUAUUAAAUGUACCUAGAAUGAACUUUUCUGUUAAUUCACAGGCUAUUCACACAUUUUUUGGGUAGCGGUAAAAUUCUACAGUACCUCAUCUUUUGGUUGGUGCUUUGUAGGUUUGGAUGCUUUCUUUUUCAUGGCUUGUACGUUGGGACUAAGGAGCAAAUUCCAGAGCCUCCAGUCAGAAACUCAACCUUUCAGUAAGGAGAGUGGGAGAGUGUGCACCUCUGAAGUAGGACUGAGUCUCAUAGUACUAUGCUAGUGGGGCACAUACCCUCAAUAGAGAGUCAGCCCUUGUGUGCGAUUGUUUAUUAUUGGAUAUUGCUGCCACAUCCUUGCAUUAGUUGUCUCUAGGCAGUUAUAUCCCACUAUUGUGUUGAUUCUUUUAUAUACGAGCUUUAUUGCCCCUGUCUGUUGAACUGUAGGUAUUUGGAUAUGCAAAAUAUAUUGCACUAAUAUGUUGACAAUGAAAAAAUGCAUUGACCCUAGCUGGGAAUUUGGAAGCCCUCCCCUAUGAUAUUGAUAUGUUUUUGUGGCCAGAACUGGGAUUCAGAUUUAGAAUUCAUAUACUCACACAUUCUACAAAAUGUUGUGAAACAUAUGUAAUAUGAAAGUAAUAAAGUGGACAUGAGUGUACACACCAACCACUGUAAGAAAUAUGCAGUUAAUAUUAGUAGUUAAGCCCUCCAUCUGACCUCCCAUUUUCACAUUGUCUGCUCCCACCAACCAUCUCAGAGGUAACUUCUGUCCUGGAUUUUGUGUUUAUCAUUUCCUUGUUCUUUAUAGCUCCACCAUAUAUGGCACUAUCUUCAUCAACAUACUGUAUGAUUUUGCAUGUUUGUAAAUUUUAUUUUAAUACUAACUGUAUUAGUCAGGUUUCUCCAGAGGGACAGAACCAAUAAGAUAAGGUUGUUAGGGAGAAUUGUUUUAUAGGAUUACAAGGGGAAGUUCCAGAGUAGGUCAUCUGCCAGCUGGGUAAAGAGAAGCUGGUAGCAUUGCUCAGUCCAAUUCCAAAAGCCUCGAAACCAGGGAAGCCAACAGUGAAGCACUCAGUCUGAGACUGAAGGCCCGAGAAUCCCUGACAUGCUGCUCGUUCAAGUCCAAAUGCUAAAGAACCUGGAGUCUGAUGUCCAAGGUCAGGAGGAGAGGAAGCCAAGUAUGUGGCACAGCAGGGAAAGAAAGAGAGCAAGCCAACUCAGCAAGCAACCUGUCUAUCCCAGUUCUUCUGCCUGCUUUGUUCUAGCCUUGCUGGCAGCCUAUUAGAUGGUGUCCACCCCCACAUUGAAGGUGGGUUCUCCUCUCCCAGCCCACUGCCUCAAAUGCCAUUCUCUGCCAGCACCCCCACAGACACACCCAGGAACAAUGCUUCAUCAGCCAUCUAGGAAUCCCUCAGUCUAGUCAGGUUGACACCCAAUACUAACCAUCACAGUAACACAUUGUACCAUUAGUAUCCAACUUGCUUUUAUUUUUUGCUCAAAAUUUUGUCUAAUACAUGUGAUGUUUGUAGGUGGAGAUCACUUAUUUUCACCAUGGUAGUGAUUCAUUAUAUGAAUAUGCUAUUGUAGGAACAUGCCAUACCUUAUUUAUCUUUUAGCUGCUUGGUAGAUUUUAAGGAUAUUUCUAAUUUUUGCAAAUUCAAGUAAUUUUUUGUUAAAAUUCUUAAGUAUGUUCCAUAAUGUACACGUGCAGGAAUUUAGUUUUUUGUUGGUUUGUUUGUACUAAGAACCUUCCCUCCCACUCAAUCUUCCUUUUUAGCAUAUAUAUCUAGAGCUGAAAGGUUCUGGAUUAAUAUGAUAUGUACAUCCUCAACUAUUAUAGACAAUGCCAAAUUAUUUUUCAGAUUGUUUGUAUAAAUUAUCACUCUAAUAUAGGAGAGUUUCUAUGCUGGAUUUUCUUCUGCACUUGACAUUUACAGAAUUUUUAAUAUUUCCCUGUCUGGUGGGAUAAAAGAAUGUCACAUUAUGGUUUUCAUUUACAUUUCUCUGACUAGUAAUGACUUAGAACUUAUACACACAAGUGUGUGUGCACAUGUACACAUAUACCCACCCACCCAUCCAAACUCACACACCCACCCAAACUCACACAUAUAGCCUUUAUUUUUGUCAUGUGUGUUUCUUUUCUGGAGUGAAAUUGGAGUCAUUUCUUUUACCCCUUUUUCUAUUCAGUUUUUAUUGACUCACUGAAGUUUACUAUGUAUUAUGAAUACUAAUCCUGUUUUGAUUAUAUGUAUUGUGAAUAACUUUUUGGCUUAUGUUUUCUUGAUUUUUGUAUAGUGACCAUUGUGAUAGCUUUAGAUACACAGGUGUUCUUAAUUUGAAAGUAAUCAAAUAUGUCGGUGUUUUCUUUUAUUAUGUGCACUGUUUUUGCAUCUUACUAAAAUUUUUUCCCAAGAUGUUGGCCCUGAAAAUGUUCUAUGUUUUCUCCUAAGCAUUUUUUAAAAUUAUUUAUUGCUGCCUAACAAUAUUACCAGAAACCUAGUGGCUUGAAACAACAUGCAUUGAUUAUCCCACAGUUUCUGUAGGUCAGGAAUCGACCAUGACUUAGUUGGGUACUCUGCUUUAGGGUCUUUCUCAAAGCAGCAAUUAAGUUGCUGGCUAGGGCUGCAAUCUCAUCUGAGACUCAACUGGGGAGGCAUAUGCUUCCAAGCUCGCAUGAUUGUUGGCAGGAUUUCGUACCUUGUAGAUUGUUGGACCUAAAGCUUCAAAACUUUUCUGGUUGUUGCCUGGGGUCCACCUUUAGUAGCUUCCAUGUGGACCUCUCUGUAUAGCAGCUUGCUUCAUUAAAGCCAGGAAGACAGUCAAUAGAGAAACUCUGCCAACAAUGUAGCAUAAAUUAUGAAAGUGACACCCAUCAUAGUUGCUGCAUUCUCAUGGUUGAAAGCACAUCAGAGGUCCCAUCCAUACUCAGAGAGAAGGGGCUACACAAAGGCAUAAGUACCAGGAGAUGGGGAUAAUUUGGGGGUCAUGUUACAGUCCAUCUGCCACAGAUUUUGUCUUUCAUAUGUAAGUAUUUAAUCUACUUUAUAUUAAUUGUUGUCUCUAUUCUGACUUUUUUUUGUAUGAAUAACCUAUUGUCGUAAACUAAAAAGAUUGAAUAAUCGUGUUUUUUGUUUGUUUUAUUUUUUUGCCCGCUAACCUUCAGUGCCGUCUCUACCAAAUAUUAAGUUUCUAUAUUUUGUAGGAGGCUACUUUAGGCUUUCUCUUCUAUUCCACUGGAAAAUUUGAUUACAUCAAUGACAAUACCACACUGUCUUUAUUACUACAGUCUUAUUGUUAGCCUUGAAAUCUGGCAAGAUGAGUCUUUAUUUUCUUUCUCAUUGUUGUCUUGGAUUUUCUUAAGCCUUUGUUCUUACACAUGCAUUUUGGAAUUAGUUUGCACAUUUACUCAAAACAAAGAACAAUGCAUUUUAAUUGUAAAUGCAUUGUAUCAGUUUUGGGAGAGUUGACAUCUUUACAUGAAUUAGUCCCUAUUCAUGGGCAUGGUAUGCAUCUCCUCUUAUUUAAUACUUGGUAGUCCUUUGGUAGAUUUAAGUCAGAGCACUUUAUAUAUUGUUAUUACUGUGGAUUAUAUUUAUUGUCAAUUAUAUGUUCUAACUCUUCCUAGUAUACAGAAAAUGCAGUUUAUUUUUGUGUAUUUAUAGUGUAUCAGGGACCUUAUUAAAUCGUCUUAUUAAUUCAACAAUUUGCCUGUAAACUUUCUGGAGAUAUUUAUGUAUAUGGUUUGGUAACAUGUAAUUACUAUGAAUUAUAUUUUCUUUCUAAUUUUAUAACUUUUUAAUAUUCUUACUGCAUUUGUUAGGACCCCCUGUGAAAUACUGAAUAGAUAUGGUAAUACCUGUAAUGGGUAUUGUGCUAUUUAUAAAGUUAAUGGAGUGCUUCUAAUAUUUCACUACUUUCCAAAUGGACAUUGUGUAUAUUUCAUAGGUUCACCUUAUCAGGACGUGAUAUUCCCUUCUAUUCCUAGUUUGAUAAGUGACAUCUUAUCAUGAAUGCAUGAUGAAAUUUAUUGAAUGUUUUUCCUCCAUCUUAUGAAGAUUCUCAUGUGUUUCUUGCCUUUAUCUGUUAAUGUAAUGCAUUUUGUGAAAAUCUUUUCUUAUUUGAGAUUAAAUCCAACUUGGUUUGCUAUGAUAAAAUGAGCCUGGGAAUGAUUCAUUAUAUUUGUAUAGUUUGCUGAAUUUUCUUUGUUAAUAAUUAGUUUAAGAUGUUUACAUCAACAAUUGUAAUUGUGAUUUGCCUGUAAUCAUCUUUUCUCAUAUUGUAGUUGCCUAAUUUUGAAGUCAACAUGAUACUUGUCACAUAAAAUAAGUUGGAAAUCUUUCAUUUUUAUGUUCUUUAGAAGAGUUUGCAUAAGAUUGAAAUGAUUUAAUACUAGAAUAUUCAUUAGAACCUAUCUGUAAAGCCAUCUGACCAUUGUAUUUUCUUUGUGGGAAGCUUUUUAACAAUGUGUAAAGUUGUAUUUUGUGCUUAUAGGCUUAUUCUAUUUAGCUCAUAUAGUUAUUUUGUAAGUCUAUUUUGGCAAGUUGUAGUUUUAAGAAUUUGUCUUUUUGGUCUUACUCUGUUACGUAGGCUGCAUUGUGUGGCGUGACCUUGACCGCCUGGGCACAAGCAAUCUCCCACCUCACCUCCCAAAUAACUAGAACUACUGCACACCACCGCACCUGGCAAUUUUUUUUUUUUUUUUUUUUUUUUUUUUUUUUUUUUUUUUGAGACUUAGUUCAUUCUUGUUGCCCCGGCUGGAGUGCAAUGGCACAAUCUCGGCUCACCGUAACCUCCACCUCCCGGAUUCAAGCACUUCUCCUGCCUCAGCCUCCCGAGUAGCUGGGAUUACAGGCAUGCAGCACCAUGCCCAGCUAAUUUUGUAUUUUUAGUAGAGACAGGGUGUCUCCAUAUUGGUCAGGCUAGUCUCAAACUCCCGACCUCAGGUGAUCCGCCCACCUCGGCCUCCCAAAGUGCUGGGAUUACAGGCGUGAGCCAUGGCGCCUGGCCUGUGUUUUGUUUGUUUUUUUUUUUAAUUAUUUUUGUAGAGAUGGGGUCUUACUCUAUUGCCCAGUCUGUGUCCUUUUCUUUUUCACAUUUAUUGACCUAAGUUUACUCAAAAUGCAUAUUCUGUUGCCUCUCUGUUCACCCCCUACAUAUUUUUUUCUAUGCUUAAUAUUGAGCAUGUGUGCUUUAUUUCCUUUUAUUACUUAAUUGGAGUUUCCCUUUUAUAAUAUAAGUCUUUUCGAAGAUUAACUUUUAGUUUUACUUUGUUUCUAACUUCUAUUUUAUGUACAUUUGCUGUUGCAUUAACUUUGGCUUCUGAUUUUACCUAUUUCCUUCAUUCUAUUUUAUUUUUUCUAAUUUGCUUUCGAUGUUGUAUUUUGUGUCUUCUUUAAUUAGAUAUAUGAUCCAUUUUUUUUUUUUUUUUUUUUGUCAGUGUCCUGCCAAAACCCACCAGGAAUGAGCUGGAUUUAUUGCUUCUUUUAGUGAGAGAGAUUUAAGAAGUGUGGCUUUUCUCUGGAUUAGCUACUCUCAGGAAGUGGAAGUAGUUCUAUGAUUGGGUAUCUGAAUAAAUCUUAUCUAAAAGGAGACAUGAAUACAGAGAGGCUAAAGCUGUAAUUGAUGAAAAAGUAGCCAUUGCUUAUAUUAACCGGGAGACAGGAAUGUGCACUAUUUUGUGGUUUAGAAAAUGUUUAUACUUUUUCUGUAUUCAAACAUGAUUAUGGAGUAGUGUUGUUUUUGUCUUGAUCACUGAGGUGACAGAGUGGCUUUGUUCUGUGAAAUGUUCAUGUUCAACAAGAGGAUAUUGGGUCUGGCUGAUGGUGACAGGCCAGCUCCUCAAUGUCAGGAGGUAAUUUUUUUUCAUUCUCAUUUUUAAAUUAUUAUUAUUUUUUACUAUACUAAUUUAAGGCUAUUAAUUUAUUUUUUAAACCAUAUUGCUUAUAUUCCACACAUUUUGAUAUGUAGUUUAUUCAUUAACCCUUCUAAAUGUUUUCUUACUUCCAGUGAAACUCAUGGUUGAGUUAUUCUUAACUUUAUAUAGUACUAUUUAUCUCAUUUAUCUCUUGUUAUUACUUUUUAUCUUCAGUAUGUUGGAAUUUUGUUUAGUAUUAGUUUGAGAUGUAAUUUUUCGUUUUGAUACUACCAAACAUUUUGUGGCCUGAUGUUUUUAACAUACAUACUGUAUAUAGAAGAUAGCUGGAUUUUACUGACGUUCUAACAAUCAUUGUCUUUUAUUGGAGUGUUUAUAUCCAUGUGAUUAUUGAUAUGCAUGGAUUUAUUUAUAAUUAGUAUGUACUUUCUGUCUAUACCUCGUUUAACUAUUAAUAUAUUCCUUUUCAACUUCUGUUCUGAAUUAUUUUGAGAUGAUUAAUGCCUCCCUUCCUUUUACUAAAAGCAAUGCAUCCUAUUUCUAUUAUUUCAGGGCUUAUUAAAGAAAAAUGAAAAGUGAUUAUUACUCUUUUAUACAACCAGUAUUUGUAUAUUUAUUCAUAUGUUUAUGUUUUUCUUUCUGUACCAUCAUACUGCUCAAGCCUUUAUUCUGUGCUCAUUUUUUCUACCUUAAGUGCAUCUUUAAUAUUUUCUCAAUUUUUAUUUGCCUAAAAUGUCUUUUUAUGACAUUCAUUCUUGCAACAUAAGUUGGCUGUACAUACAGUCCUAGGUUUACAGCAUUUUGAAUAUAUUAUUCUACUUACCUCUUUUUACUACUUCUAUUUUCUCAAUGAAAUAGGAAGCAGAAUCAAUAGAUGAGAAAAAAGAUGGGGAAAGAAGUUUUGGAGGCUGGAUAAGAGAAAAGGAGAUAUAAAAAUAGUCAUCUAGAAGAGUGAAAGAGUAAAGGAUAUGGAGAGGGGAAAUUUUGUACCAUUGCUAGACAGCUCUAAUGGCCUUCUUGAAAGUAAUGGCUGUUCACUUUAUGUAAGAAGCCUUUACCCCAGCUCUGUUCAGCUGCACACAUGCAAGUGUAGAAAAAAAUGGGAAGCUAGAUUAGCCAGAUUAUGUUUUCCCCAGGAGUGAGUGAGAUGACAGAAGAAAAAAAAAUAAGAGAUAAGAUUGCUUGCAAGGGACUGAUUAUGGAGGGUAAAGUGGCUAUGAGAAUAUGAGGCUUAGGAAACACUGUAAAAGGGAUUUUAAAUCUGGCAUCCAAGAUUGUUGGAAUUGAGGUACUAGCUGGUAAGAUAAACUAAAUAAACUAGUUUUUGUCAUUUUCAAAAUUGCCUCAUGAGCAAAGAAGGCUAGUAGAGCUGAAAUCAUCAUUGCUGCAUUCCAGGAAGCUGGAAGGAAGGAGAGAAGAGCAACAUCCCAGAUGAUGUUCUCUUCUGAAAAGAGCCUUUUAAUCAACAACUUCCACUUUCUUGAGGUAUAAUUAUGUAGAAAAGAAGAAUUUCUGGAAUUACUUGAGAUUUUAAAAACAUCAAAGCAGAGACCUCCACAGAUUCAGAUUUCCAUGGCCUGGGGGGAGGGUAAAAUGGGUAACCAGCAUCUGCAUUUUUUAAAUGCUCACCCUCCAGGGGAUUCUACUGUGUAGUGCAGGGAAAUCCACUGCAUUAGGCAGAUAAUAGUACAAUCAAUUACAGUUGUUUCUUGUUUUCUGCAGUAAUUGUGUCAUAUAACAUUGUUGCAAACACUGAAUUAGUGAACAAUACCCUAUUGCUCCUGGGGAAAUACAGGGUUAGGGUCCUGGAAGCCUUUGGUCACUAAAUUUUUAUCAGUCAAUAACCUUGGUUCAUGAAUGUUUCUGUUUAAAGACACCUUAUAUAAUAAAUAUUGCUGAUUGGCUUUUGACAUUGAACUCACAGCCAACAGCACUGUAACUCAUACCUGAAUGAAGCUUAUCUAACACUUGUAUUUUCUUUGUAAGGCAUAUCAUAGGCUUCUUUAGUCUAGGAACACUAUUAGCCCUGCAACACUACACUUUGGGGCCAAUUUAAACAGCAAACUCACCAGCAAAAAUCACACAAAAAAGUGUGAAAAACGUGACAUUAAAUAAGCCCUGAAAAGUGCACUUGCUUAUAGCAUGAAAGUGGAAACAAACAGGCAAAGCACUACCUUGUUCAACCUCGGUUGGGAAUGUGCUCUCUCUCCAGGUAACUUAAAUUUUUUGCCGCUCUGCAUGUAUCUGCAAAUGACCAUUGACAGUGAUUAUUGAUUUUUGAGGUAACAUACAUUUUAGCAAGAAGUCAAACUUACAAAUGCAAAUCUGCACAUAAGGAGGAUCAACUGUUUCUGAAGUUCUUUCCUUUCCAUAUGUAGCUCUGGUUUUUCAGAGAUCUCUGCUUGAACAACAGCUCCUACAGUUCCAUUUCUGUGCACUUGUGCCCCCUCUGUCCCACUUUAACAAGAAUUGUUCUUUUUCAACCAUUUGCAAAAAGUUCUGUUUUAAUCUUACCCUUGCGCUCAUUUUCAGCACUUUUUAAAGUGAUAUUCUUUGUUCUCAUUACAAUACAGUAUUGUGGAAGGAGAAAAAUUAGGAAAGUCCUUUUUUGUAUUAAAAAAUAGGUAUGUUUUGAAGAAUGUCUUUAAAAAUACAGAGAAAUAUGAGGGGCACCACAAAGCCCUCUCUGAGAAAUAUCUACUAGCAUUUUUCUUAAUGUUCUUUCACUUUUAGGUUUAGAAAGGUACAUUAAUAGAUAAAGUGAUCGAAUUGAGAUUAAAAGUAUAAUCUACUUUUCAAUAAUAAGGUAAAUGUAGAUCCAAUAAUUCUUCUCACACAACUGUUGAGCUAAUUGCUAAUUUAUUUAGAUAUGUUUCAAGUUUAUUCUUAACAAUAGCUUUCUAAAGUACCUUAUAGUAUGUCCAAUUCAAUAAUUAAUGGGUGAAACAUACACAUUAAGAACUAAUCUUAUUUUUCUCACAUACCCUAAAAUAUAUUUCAGUGGAUUUAUGGCAUAAAUGUAAUCACAGACAUUUCAGAUUACUAUGAGGAAAUAAUUGCUUGUACAAUAUCGAGGGUAAAAGAGGUAGAACUAACUAAUCAUUAGACCAAAGCCAGGAACCACGUAAGAAAAUAUUGAAACGUUUACAUACAUAUUUUUAUAUCUUCUCUAUAUCCAAAAAACAAAAACAAUAAUAGUAACGGCAUUAAAAAAGAGCACCAAAUUAGAAAACACGACUGUACUAUAAACUGGUAAAGAUUUAAUAUUUUUAAUAUAGAAAAGGGUUUAUAAAUCUUUAAGUAAAAAAGAAAAUGUUCAACCUAAAAAGAGAGAAAUCAAAGUGAUAAAAUAUGUUUAAAACAAUCUGUUUUACCAGUUCAGGUAUGCAUACUGUUACUUAUCUUCCAUUUUAUCAUUGUUUCUACUUAAGGUCUUCCUCAUGCUACUAAAUAAAUGGGGGAGAAAGACAUACAGGAAAAAAAAAGUCUAAAAUUUCUUGGAAUUUAAUCAAAAGUUUUCAGGACUAAUUCCAAACACAAAAUGAAAAACAAUCUAAAAUCCCAUGUGGCCAAAACUUUCACUGCUUCUCACUGGUAUAAAGUAUCACUAUAGAGGACUGGUUCUGCUUACCUAAACAAAUGGCAAUUGUGUGUGAGGGCCAAAAUUGCAUGCUUAUACCACUUUGUGCAGUUGACAUUGGUGGCUCAUGCCAAAAGGCCAGUUCAUUUUAGUUCAUCUUUUUGCUUAAUUUGUUGUUUUUUAAAAGGACAACCUACUGGAUCACUGUUACUAGAUCUAGAAGAGCUGCCUACAUUAGGUAUAUAUUACACAGAAAUCAGCCAUCAUCCCGCACCCCUAACCCCUUAAAAACCAUUAGGAACUUCUAUUGAACUUAAAUUACCAGCCUAAAAUUUCCUUUCAAGAUAAUUUUAUUUCGGUGUUUUCUUCUUCUUUCCUGCACACUGAAUUGCUUUGGCAUCAUGCUUUCCAGCUUUCAAGGCCUCUCUACAUUCAACUUUUGAAAAAAAAAAAAAGGUGAGGGGGGGAUUGGUUAAAAGUCACUUCAGUUUCAAAAAUGUCCUGGUCCCCUUCAGUGAUCAGUCAUCAUCACAGUGACCAGUUUGGCAUCACAAGCCAUAGGUGAAAGAUUCAUUUUUCUCAACCCUCAAAACAUUUCUUGUCUCAAACCAAGAGGCACCAACUUAUGUUAAAACUAAGGUUACAUUAAAGCUGUGUUUCUUUUGUUUGUUUCUUGCUUUAGACAGUAGGGGAGAAGUAACAUGGCCAGAGAAUAGCUAGACCUAGCCCCUGACCAAACUAAAAGUCAGAAAUAAGCACUUAACGCCAAACUUAGAAAAAGCACUGUCGUUUGUUUCUAUGUUUGUUUUUAAGGUAUUAGGAAUGAAAAAGUGUAGUAUAUCCAAAUGUAGGUUAUCAGCUAUUGUCACUCUUGAUUUCAUAGUCUAUGUUUUGGAUAGAAUUAUCCUACUAUCCUAGCUUUCCAUUUAGGAUGAUGGCAAUGACCAUGAAAAUGAUGGGAGUGAAUAUUCUUCAAGUACACUCUGUUUACUUCCGAGUGUUCUGUUUCAGAUGCUUUUAAGAAGGGCACAUUGUGACAGACUACACAUGGCUAGCGCUGACCACUCUUAGCCUCUCACAAUCUCUAUUUUCUUCAGGAGCUAAAGCAGGCCCACAUGUCUAGUUCCUUGAAUAGUUCACCAGGAGAGGGACAUUCUUUCUCAUUGUGAUAUUUACUUUAAAUCUGGCUCAGUAGAAGUGAUCAUGUUUAGGAUUUGGAUUUCAAAACCCUAAGAAAGUUUCCUUAACUUUCCAAUAGAUUUGCCUGAGGUCGUAUAGUGAGGAACCAAGAAAAACUCCAAAGAUAGUUAUUUCACAAGGCAUUCAUUGUUUUCUUCAUUUUACACUUCCAUUUACCUCUAAAUUAAAAGGUAAAAGAGAGGAAGAAUAAAAUGGAUGCAUUCUCAGUCAGCUUCUGGCUUGUUAGUAAAUCGGCCUCAUUAGAAAAUCCAAGCGCUUUAUAGUCAGAAAUAGAAAUAGUAUUAGGAAAUCAUUAGUAUAUAGCUGAUGGGUUAAACCAGUACUGGAAUGCUAUCACUCAAGAAUAGGUAGCAUGGAACAAAUUAUAACUAAGGUAUAAAUUCUGGGAAUACUAAUAUUUAAGGGGAAGUCAGAAGUUUAAAAAGAUGACUGAGGAGAAGCAAUGCUUUAAUUGCAUCCUGUAAGUUUUGAUAUAUUUUCACUGUUCAGAUUAUUUUCUAUUUAUUAUUAUUAUUUUUAUGCAUGCUUUAAAUUUAUCACUCAAUUUCCAGAUACAUGGGGAUUAGUAGUUAUGUUUAUUUGGUAGCACUGUUAUAAAAUGUUGUGUGUUAUUUUAAUACUUGGAGAUUUUUUGAAACUCACUUUAUGGUUCUGCAUAUGGUCAAUAAUUGGAAAUGAUUUAUGUGUCCUUGAAAACAAAGUGUAUUCUGAAAUGUUUGGGCAUAGUGUUUUCUAUAUGUCCAUUAAUAAGUCACAUUGUUUAAAUUGUGUAAGUCAUCAACAACACGUGUGGGUGUGCACACACACUUUUUUCUAACUCUGAGAGAUGCUUUAAAAUCUAAGAUGGCUUUGUUUCCUAGUUUUAUCCAUUUUUGUUCUAUGUAUAUUUCUGCUAUUAAAUUUACUUCUCUCAUUCAUAUAGGCUAAAUACCUAUGAGUAGAAUGUCAGGGUUGUGUGUUAUAUGUGUGUUGGAUUUUUAACAUUCAUCUAUAUAAAUUUUAACCUAAAAGCGCACGUGACGGUGUUGUUAAUUCAAAGUGGAUCUUAUCGUAUAUGUCACUGUAAGUAAUAAGUGUGCUCCUCCCUUUGCCUUAGUCCUUACCCUUCAAACAAAUUGAUAAGAAGUAGGCUAAUUGUCCUAUACAAGUAGCUGGACAGCUCAAUAGCUAGGAAUAAAGAAAAAAAUAAUUUUUCUCUGCUUAUAAAGGGGGAGGAGGCAGCUGUAUCCCACGCGUCCUGAAAGGGACUCCUUACUCCAGCCUUUCAGCAUGAAUAUAUGUGAAAUCUCUCUCACAGCCAGCUAGCCUCUUGUGACCCAGUUUUUAUGGAGAUGUGUCCAAGUUCCUGGAGCCGAUUCGCUUUUGAUAUGUAAAUACCUAGGAAAGUAGCUGCUAUUAUAUUUUCUUGUACCUUGGAGUCUUAACCCGGAACCUAAUACAACUGUAACCAUUUUACAUAGAAGUUUGAAUAUCUCAUUGGUCAGAACAAUUAAGAAAACAAAUGGCUACAGAUCUAAUUGAGAUCUCUAAUGGUUUGUGAAAAUAUUUCUAGGAAGCGAGGGCUUUUCACAGAAACAGUGAAAACUCUAGGCAAGUUUUAUUUCCGUCUAUGUAGUAUGUUUAACUUCUUAAGAAACUGAAAAGCAGUUUUCAAAAGUUUUUAUACCAUUUUACAUUUCAACCAGCAGUGUAUGAGAAUUCUAGUUUCUUCAAAUCCUUCCUGGUAAUUGAUGGCAAUCAUACUUUGUGAAUACAGGAAUUUUCACAUUAAAUUUUUUUUUAGGUACUAACUUGGCUUUACCUCACAAAUUUUUAUAUAUCUCAUUUUUAUUUCAUUCAAUUGAAUAUAUAUUUGUAUCUACCUUAUAUUAUUCAACCAUAGGAUAUGUACAACUGCGUGUUGUUUUAAAACAUUUAGAGUUUUCUCUUCUAUCCUUCUAUUAAUUUUUUAGUUUAUCGUGGUUAAGAAGAUGCUUUGUGUGAUUUCAAUUACUGAGCAUUCUUUGAUGCCCAGAAUAUGGUCCAUAAAUGUACCAUACCAUGAUAAAUGUACACAAGCACUUAGAAAGAAUGAAUAUACUGAUAUUUUUAUGUGUAGCACUUUAUAAUUUUCAUUUAGGCCAAGCCAGGUGACAAUGUGUAUAUCAUUAUUAAUUUUCCUUCAACUUGGAGAUUUUCUUUAAAAUUUCUGUAGUACAGGUCUGCUGACAAAACAUUAUUUCCCUCUCACACAAAUAGACACACUCUCUAAGAAGCAUUUAGAAUGCAUAUACUGAUAUUUUUAUGUGUAGCACUUUAUAAUUUUACAUUAGGUCAAGCUAGCUGACAAUGUGUAUAUCAUUAUUAAUUUUCCUUCAACUAGAAGAUUUUCUUUAAAAUUUCUGUAGUACAGAUCUGCUGACAAGACAUUAUUUCCCUAUCACACUAAUAGACACACACUCUCAUUGGAAAAUAUUUUCAUUUUGCUUUAAAUUUCUGAAAGAUAUUUUCACUGACAAUGGAAAUCUUAGGUUGAAAAUAUUCUAAACUUUUGAAAUAUUAUUACACUGUCUUCUGGUUUUUAUUGUUUUUGAUGAAAGUCAGCAGACAUUAAUAUUAUUGCUCCCAUGUACCUAAAGUGUUCUUUUUCUAUUUCUACUUUGAAGACUUUCUUUUAAGGUUUGAAUCAACGAUUUAUGAUGUGUCUAGGUGUGAUUUUCUUUGUAUUUAUUCUGCUGUUGUCAGAACCCCCAAAUUUGGGUUUGAAUAUCCAGUGCGGAGUAAGCCAAACAAUAACACAUGAGUGGAUAGGAACAGAGAAAGGUUUAUUUGAUUUGGCCAAAGCGUGAGAGUGGGAGAGGCAAACUCUGAAGUCCGACCUGCUUUUGAACAUAACUGGGUGAUUUUAUGAAUAAGGAAGGUGUGUGCGAGAUGAGAACUUUCCGUGAUCAAAGCUGUUUGCCUCCCUCCUCAGAUAGAACUUCUAGAUGCCAUCAAAGAGCUCUGUAUGACCUAAGGAUUAUUGUUCUUUAAAAGAAAAAACAAGUUUAUUAACCUUUCGGGCAACCCCCGGGUGGUUAGAAUAUGAAGUUAAUCAAUUAUUAGUGACUACCGUGUACUGAAAUAACUACAUGCAAGCAAUCAUGCAUGGGGGAAGAAAAGGACAAAGAAAAGUUAAACACCGUAUGAUUUUUAUAAUAUAGGAUCAGUUACACUAAUUAAAAUUGAUGAUCUUCUUAAAUGUGUAAACUUUAUGCCUUUCAUCAACUUGGGGAAAUUUUUGUCCAUUAAUUCUUCAAAUAUAUUUCUGCUCCAUAUUUUCCCUCCUUUUCUUCUAGAAUGGUAUUUAUAUGAUGUUUAACCUUUUGUUUUAGAAGGUUAACAUGGCUAAACACAAACUGCAAACCGAGUCCCCUAUUGUUGACAGCAAUUGAGAUAUGUUUUCAGAUCUUUUAGCUUUAUAAGUAGUGCUUGGAAUCAGUUGCAUGCAAGUGUAAUUCCUGAAUCUGCCAGAGAUUGACUCAGGGUUUAUGUGCAGAAUUUGGUGCUGCCCUUCUAUGGUUUUCUUUUUUCUAUGCUUCCCCCCUUUUUAAAUUUUGUAACUUCAGUGGUAGUCCUGACAUCUGUCUUCUCAUUCUUUAAAAGAGUAAGAUUACAGGUUUGUAACUAUUUUAGCUGCUCCAUGUUAAGCCAGCUUGCUGAGAAGCCCACAAAAGUUUUCAAAGAUAAAAUAUUUCUUGAGUCGGAUGAUGAGGAAACACUCUCUGUGUGUUGAUUUUCCAUUUUUGUAUGUGUGUAUAUUAAUUUGUAUAUCUUUAUACAAAGGAAUUCUCAAUUUAUUAGACAAUAGUAGAUAACAGACAAUCUUCAAGAAGAAAGAACUUUUGUCAUCAACUAGUCUGGGUAUGCAGAAAAUUAUACCUAGAUAACAUAAGUGACCUUUCUUAUUGGCACAUUGUUAAUGACAAAAUUAGUAUGGGAAAACCUCCUGAAAGUUACUCUAAAGCCUACUAUUAAACAAAAAGACAUGAAUAUCUUAAAUGGUCUUCGAUUUAUUUUAUAUUACAUUAUUUUAUUUUAGACAAUAAUUUUGUGUUUAAAGUUUAGAUGUUUCUUGAACAUAAGAGCUUAGUACUGCAACGUGAUAGGCAUUCAUUAUGAAUUGGAAUAUUGGAAAUCUAUAAUUUAUAGUCAGACGUAGAAAAAGAAGUUGACUAUUCUGUCAAAAUUUAUUCUCACUAGUAACAAACUCGAAAAAAUGUUUCUUUAUCAUUAUUUCUCAAGUUUCUUGAAACGACAGGGUUGUCUUACUAGCAGUGCCCCCUGGAUAUUAUCAGUUUUUCAUUUGACUGCACUUCUGUGAUACUUCAAUAACCUUGAAAUAAAACUCAGAUCCCAAGAUACGCUUCUUACCAACCUCUUCCAAACAGAGAAAACCUGCAGAUAAAAGAAAAUAAAAACUCCCAAAGACGGUUUGGAAGGCUUUUGAUAUGCUAAUGUAACUAUUCCCAGCUUUUAGAGACCAUUCAGCAUAGAGACUCAUACCCAUUCAAACAGACUCCAGUUAAACAAGCAUACUUGAAAUGACUGUCACUAUCAGUAAAGAACUGGGACACUUAAUGUAAAAGAGGAGGAUGGAUCCCAGUUCUCAUCAACUUUGCCCUUGUUUUCUAGUUAUUUUUUAUCUUUCAUAGAAAUAUAAAAGUAAUCCUCAAACUGAGUAACAGAGGCUUCAUGAUGUGUGCAUUUGCUUCUCGGCAUAGGUCAUUAUUGAUUGAAUCAUAUUUUGUUUGAAUUGUCCAUAUAGAUAAAGCUUGGUUACUUGAUAUUGGUGAUUUUGAUAUCCCUUAUGGUCAUUGAAACAAUCACUUUUAUAAGGCAUGGUAGUUAUGCGAUUUACUUUUCAGAUAGUGAUACAAGAGACUGUUAAAACCAGAUUGACCUUUUGCAACAAGUGGCAAAAAUAUUCAUUUUUUUCUUAAUGAAAUAAAUUGAUUUUAUACUAAAAGUUAAGAAUUUUUGGAAAAAUGAAUAUUUGAGAAAGCAUUAGGGUAAACCUUUCCUAGUUAGAAGUAUCUAAUUACUUUGGAAACUUGUCCUCAACGUGGGUAUAGGAUAAGGCUUUCUAAUUUUGACAAAAUUUACAUGCUUGGGUUUCACUCCUGGUAAGGGACAAGUUAGCUUCCAUCGGAUCAGCUUCUCACAGAUAGUAGCUAUAAACUCUAGAGAAAACACAAAAAUGAACAACUACGGGAAGUCACUGGGGAAUGAUCAAAAGUUAGCAGAAACUGGCAAGUAAACCACCAGUGGUAAAAGGGAAUGGCGGGAGUGAUUUUCUCAUUUUCGUCGCUUCUAGCCUGAGGCCAGCCCUUGUCUGCACCACACAUGGAAGCAAAAAUAAUACAUAAAAAUAAAAAAAAAAAAAUAAAUCUUCACUGGGAAGUGAAAGAGGAAACAGGAAAAGGAGAGUACCAGGGAUUAGAGGCACAAAUUACCUGCAUUUACUCUGCCUGUCAGGCUGACCACAAAUGCUGAAGACACAGUCUUAGCAGGCAACAUAAAAAUAGAAUAACUGAACUAAGAUUUGGCCUGCUACUUAAGACCAUAAUUGCAAUUUGAGAAAAACCCAAUAAAAGAAAAUCUGGACACAUUUGACUGCAUAAAACUUUAAGAGGAGAGUAAUUGAAUAGGGAAAAAACACUAAAACAAAGUCAAGAGACAAAUGGAAAAUGGAAGAAUAUAUACCACUGUAUAACUGAUAAAGGACUGAUACCUUAAUAAUAGGAAACUCAUAAUUAUGAGACAAAAAGUCACAAAAGGCUCAUGACAAUGGAUUAAAAAAACAAAGACAAUCUACCAAAAACAUAUGUAAAACCUCUUUGAGCAUAUAGAAAGAUGUUUAGCCUCUCUGAUAAUCAAAAGAUGCACAUAAAAGCCAUCAUAUUAUCAGAAUGGCAAAAAUUAAGAUGCAUAAUAAUACACUCUGCUAACAAGAGUAUAUAAUAUACUCUGCUUGCAAGAGUAUGUAGAAACAAUAGCUUUCUUACAUAUCUAGUAGGAAUGCAAACUGGUAAAAUCCUUAAUGAGGGAAUUUGGAAAUAUUUCAAAAACAAAAAAAAACAAAACACACAAAAAAACUAGAUAUAUGUUAACCUUUUCAUCUACAGUCCAAAUUCUAGGAAUUUACUCUGAAGAUCCAACUCAUUCAGUACAACAGUAUAUAUAUAUUUUAUAAACAUUUCAUACAUUGAUGUUUUAUUUAAUAUCAAAUAUUUCCUAAAUAUUUUCUAUAUUAUUUAAAAAUAAAAUCGAACAAAUAGCUAUGCAUAAAUUUGAGGACAGACUUAAGUGAAGGACAAUAGCCCUCAAAAAUAAACUUCUAGUUGUGAUUCUGUCUUCUCUUUAUAACAUGAGUAGCAUUUAUUUUUUUUCAGCAGAAUGAUCACACUAUGAAUUAUUUCCUAUUGAGAAAUUUCUUUUUCCUAAAACUUCAUUUGAACACCAUUGUUUCUACAUACUUCUCUUUGUUUUCAUGCAACUCUUCUUUAGAGGCAAUGUGGACUUUAGAUCUCUGGGAAAGGGCAUACUGGAGGAUUUCACUGGCCUUUGUGACAGAUAAGUGUUGUCAGAAUAUUUGGUGGCUGUGUGUCAGGGACUUGGGCCUCUCUGUUACGCAAUUGUGUCACUCUGAGGCUCUCUACUUGAGGGAAUAUUUGUUUCCAUUUUUAAUCAACCUGGAACAAGGUGAAUCCUGCCUCUCAAAGGGUUGUAGAAAAUACUUCCCAGGUCUGUUGAGCCAUGGAGUGCCUCUGAAGAUGUCUGCACAUUCCUUAAGCAGCUGGCUCUGAGGAAGGUCUCAGCUUUAAGACACUGAGGCUGGUUUCCCUUUCUUUUCCCACAAACCUUCAGUAUAGUCUUAAAGUUCUGUCCAGGGUACCAUUGUGCUUUGAGGAACGAAGGGGGACCUGCCCGUGUUCCAGGUGGAGUAGUCGUGUGCUCUGCCUGAAGAUGAAGCAGGGGCAUCUCAGUGGUCAGCAUGUGACAGUGUCCCUAGCACAGCAGCAAUCCCUAAAGUGGUCAGCAGCGGAUGCAGCACUGAGGCAGUCAGGUGAAGACGCAGGCUAGGAAGGGGGUGAGGGAUGAGUAAGGAGAACAUAUGAAACCACCAUCAGGAAUUUGAGGAAUUUACUGGAACUAAUUUAGGGCACUUUGGCCACCAUAUCCAAAUAAAGCCAAUAAUAUGGAUAUUAAAAUGGAGUGCAAUAUUACUGUCAUUUUCAUUUUAGAAAUGUGGAAAUGGAGGCAUCAGGCACAUUACUUAGAGUUGCCUACUACAUACUCCAAAUUUCUUUAAAACCUCAUUGUAAGAUGAAGUAAAUGUCAUACACUAUACCAUAAUAUAGACAGCUGCAUUUUAAUAGUAAGCUAUUAUGAUUAAUAUGAACAUGGUCAUAAAACAAUUUCUCCUCAAACAUUUUUAGUUAAACUUGAGAAGCUGAAAAAUGAAGGCUGCUUCUUGUGUGGCUUUCUAUGCUGCCUGCUUCCCUUUCAAACAUAGACUCAAACUGCUGCCUACCUACUUGGAAAGUGUUUAGUGUAGUUUUGUUUUGUUUCUUCAAAGAAAAGGGAAGGCGAAAGGAAAAGAGAAAAAGGAAAGAAAUCCAGAGAAAAGAAUGGGGGGACUUAGCUUCUCAGGGGUAAAGACAGACAGGCUUCAAUCCCAACAUCAGGGAGAGUAGGGGAAACCAACUUGGCCCAGAGCUGUCACUCUCACUCUCCUCUUGCUUGAACAACUGCCAAUACCCAGAGUCAGCCUGUCCUGUUGCCCAGUGAGCUUCAUGCUUGCAGAGAAAUACCCACAUCUGUGCCAAAAACCUUUUGCCCAGCUCUGACACUUCCGCUUUGAAUCCCAUGGCUCUUCUUGAUUGUACCACUGAAGGUCCAGGACACAAAAAGCCCUCAGGUCAUUUGAUUUAGGAUUUGAACAUUGGAGAGAUGAUCAUGAUCAGUAGAAAAAUUCUUUAUACUUGAUAAAGGCAGAAAUAAAAAUCCAGUUUGAAAUUGACUUUUGAGCCUGAAGAAUAAUGGGAAACUUCACCCAUGUUAACUAGUCUUUUGCAAACAAAGUGUCUUUCUGUGUUAGAAUUUUCAAGAGCCUAAUUCUGCUAAUCAUAAUGUAUUUGCACAUGCAAUUAAAAUUUCCAAAUUUUUCUUUUAAAGGAACUACUCCGAAAAGCUUUUCUUUUCUUUGAAAGUAUACCACUGAGUUUUGUAAAGUACCAGACUUUUGCUUGAGUUCCAUAAAAUGUUGCCUGAGCUUCUACACAGCAUGACAGAUUUUCCCUGGAUUUUGUGUCUAUUGAGUUAGUUAUCACUCCUAGCUUACUGCCAUCUACAAAUCUUAAAAAACAUGCCCUUUAUCUCUCUUCCUCCUGGUUAUUAAUUAAAAUUUUAACAAGACAGGGCUAAGAGCCAACCCACUAUAGGGCUUUAUUAAAGACUACUGUACUUUGCAGUUUGAUGUUUAUUAACAUUCUUUGGGCACCUAACUACAAUAUAACUCAAUUUUCUGUGAAAAACUAUUAAUAAUCCUAUUUUUUCCUUGUCUUUAAUAUGAGAUAAAUUUUAUAGCACUGUUUCUCAAACCAUCUGUUGUGAGGGGCAGUUUUGCUUUUUAAUUUCCAAUUGUCAGAGAGCUAUGCUUUUGUAAAAUACAAUUAAAAACAAACUUAAAAAUAAAAUUAUUAGAAAAAUGAAAUAAAAGAAAUGAAAUAAGAAUAAUUUUAUUAUUAGAUUUAAUAGAUCAAAUAUUAUUUCAAUACUCACAUCAAAUGUGCAAUAAGACAGGGUUGCAAAAAAUGCAAGCUUUUUUAUUAAAAUCAUUUAUAUAGGUAAUUUAUAUAAAAAUAAUAUUACAGUUGCAACUUUCUGUUGUUUCUCAACUAUGACCAAACAGAGGUUACAAGUGAAGUAGCAAUCCCAAGACUAAACUGCUAUAUGUGCAUUUUGAAUCAAUCAUGUGUAUGUCAGUGAAGGUUUUAAUGUGAUAAAUUUGCAUUUUGGUUGUUAAUUUAUAUAAUUUAAGUUGGAUAAAUGACAAUGCCAGUCAUAGGGGAUAAUGUUGAUCCUAAAUGUUAGUGUGUUGAUUUCAUAACACUCAAUGGAGAAGCCAGUCUCAGAGAGGCAUGGUGCUAGACUGGAAGAAAAUAAUUUGAAAUAAUUACAGUAAGCUGAUGGAAUUCACUUUUAUCUAUUUUUAUAAAGCAAGUGAUUUUGUGUUUUUAAAAUUUAUCUUCAAUUCUCCAUCAGUAGCUACUUUUAAUCAUUAACCUUAUAAAUAUUUCAAUUACAUUUUAAUAGAAAGAAUGGAUUUCAUGUUUCUUCUGGUGUGGAUCUUUGAUAAUAAAAUAAAAUUCAAAAUAUUCUGUUAAAUUUGGAGGUGUCUGGUGAUAAUUUUUCACAGAUGUAUAAUAUCAAGAUCCCAUUGAAGUGUGUGUGUGUGUGUGUGUGUGUGUGUGU